This is a messenger RNA of Botrytis byssoidea, 1330 nucleotides long. RefSeq lists its product as uncharacterized. NCBI's taxonomy places the organism in Eukaryota, Fungi, Ascomycota, Leotiomycetes, Helotiales, Sclerotiniaceae. Bases 181 to 771 code for a protein of 196 amino acids. The transcript is spliced from 4 exons. The record is from RefSeq and is a predicted model, not a curated record.
ACACACACACACAUACACACACAUACACACACACACACACACACACACACACACACACAUAUCAUACCGGACAACCCAUUUUCUGCAAGUUUAUUCGAAAAUAUAAUUGUCAAACGCGAAAAGCUUCUACUUCGAUAUCAUCUUUCUACCUCAACUUGACUCACCAUCACAGAAUUCAAAAUGCGUUUCUCUACAACAACUUUCGUUACUACAGCUCUUGUUAGCUUUGCCACGGCUCAAUAUACCAUUGAUCCAGAAAGUGUACCAUUGGCGACUCGUAAGAGCUGGUGUCAAUCACAAACACAAACAUGUCCAUCGCUUUGCUUGCAAAACGGUGCCGGUAGCUCCACCACUACUACCAACACUUGUGAUCCCGAUACUCUCGACUAUGCAUGCAUUUGCGGCAAUGGUCUCUCGCCAAACGCAUCCGAAUACUCCUUGACCCUCCCAUACUUCAUCUGUACUCAAUACGCCACCAAUUGCGUCAAUGCAUGCAACGGAGAUAACACCUGUCAAGCAGCAUGUCGAGAUGACAAUCCAUGCGGAGCCCAAAACCCAACCCGUAUCAAUACUACCUCUAGUACCACUCAAAGCGCAACUGGUACAUCGGGAGCUUCCAGCACAAGUGGCGUUGCAUACACAGGAUUGGGUGGAUCAUCUUCAACAUCUACUCCUAAGAGUGGUGCUCAGAUGACUGUGGACUUUGGAAAAUCAUAUGGUUUGGCGGUUGUUUUCACAGGUCUCUUUGCGGGGUUUGCUUUGGUAAUGUAAAUUGACCGCUUCUUUGAUGGAGGGAGAUGGUGUUGGCGAAGUGGGUUACUCGGUCAAUUUGUUGCGUUUGUGAGAUAUGGCUUCAUAUCAUAUCAUCUCAUAUCGUAUGAUAUUUGAUAUUGAUAUCGAUGAUCACUGUUGCACAACGAAACACUCUCGAAUUCGGUACCCCGGUGUUUUUGAAACUUUAGCGAUCAUUAAGUGUGCGUUUUGUUUUCGGCUUCCUCCUUUGUCCUGUUUUGAGGAUUUUGAGCGUCGAGUUGGUUUCUGCUUCUUGCACAUACAUAUUACAAUGUCUGACAUCCUGGAUACAAACAUGGAUGAGCUUAAUGGAGAGAGCUUUAGCUAGAUUACUUGUUUAAGUAUAUAGCUAAGUUCGGGAUGGAAUAAUAUGGUAAUGAAGGGGAUUGUUGAAAAGCGUUGUCGGAACAGUCUAGAUCUUUUAGAUUUAGAUAAACAAGAGCUAUACUUCUGGCUACGAAAUAGAAGCAAAACUUUUUAAUCAUGCCUACUGUUCCAUGACUCGAUGUGACAUUGUUGAGAUGUAUCGGUAAUCUUG